Sesamum indicum (sesame) is the source of this 2024-nucleotide messenger RNA. RefSeq names its product ethylene-responsive transcription factor ERF118. Lineage: Eukaryota; Viridiplantae; Streptophyta; Magnoliopsida; Lamiales; Pedaliaceae. The record is from RefSeq and is a predicted model, not a curated record. Gene Ontology annotation, biological process: regulation of DNA-templated transcription. Gene Ontology annotation, molecular function: DNA-binding transcription factor activity; DNA binding.
GGAAAAGUGAAUCCCAGAAAACCCAUUUGUAACAGCAGCAGGCAGACGAAAAGCCACGCAGAGACAGACACACAGUGGGUGGGUGAGAAAAGGACCCAUAAGGGCGGAAAAGGGCAGAAGAAGAGAGUGAGAAACAAGAAAUAAAACAAAGCAGAGUUGAGAAGAAAAGGAGGAGGCUUUCUGAGAUAAGGGGGUUUAGAGCAAGAGAUUUUAUGUCGGCAAGUUUUGAUUUGGCUGUUGCGUUUGGGGCUCCGUUGAAGCUCUGUUUCUCAUUAGUCUCUUCAUCAUCUGUUAACUGCAUGCCAAGAUCCCUCUGCUGCGCCCUCCAGCAGAGCAACCUCACUUUCUUCCCGACUGUUUCGAUGCGUUUGAGGCCCAAAAGGACUUGUUCUGGAGUCGUUUGUUUUGGGGGUUAUCACAUAAAUCGGCUAUUAAAUCUUUUCUUGUUCCUGAGAGGUCCUCUCACUUAAUUACUCAUUGGUUGAAGCCCUUUGAUCUUCAUUUCCAUCGUUUCUUUGCCUUUGUUGUUUGAUUGAUUUAUUACUUUGGAGGGUACAAUUUCUUGGGUAUUCUUUUGAGGGGUUUUGGAGUAGUUUUAACUGUGAAAAAUCAUGCCAGAGCCUCGAAAGCCAGUUCCUUUGAAUAAAGAAACUAUAAGCAGAAAGCAAAAGUUUAAGCCUGAACCAAGUAGACCUAUGAGGAAAGUCCGGAUUAUUUGCAACGACCCUGAUGCUACCGACUCAUCCGAUGAUGAGGAAGUGAGAGAGAAGAAGGUCAAGCGCAUCAUCCAUGAAGUUUGUUUGCCUAUUGGUGAGCCGACUCGAGUAUCAAAAUCCACUGAAUCCGAGAGUUCAGUUCAGGAUAGCAACAAUGGUGAGAAAAGCUCCAAGAAGAAAAGGGUUCUUCCCUUGAUUGAAAGCAAGCCGAGCCCGGUUACAGGGAAAUACAGAGGCGUUCGCCAGCGCAAAUGGGGCAAAUGGGCUGCUGAAAUACGGGAUCCUAUUCAGCAUAAGAGGGUCUGGUUGGGUACUUACAAUACCGCUGAGGAGGCGUCGAGAGCUUAUGAAUUGAAACGGCUGGAAUUCGAGGCAUUGGCUAAUAGCACGGACUUCUCAUCUGAAAAGAGCUCGAAUGAUGAGAAUGAUACACCUGUUUGUUCUGUUGUGGUUUCUAAACCAACUGAGAACCUGAAGCAGCAAAAUGAUGCUGCUCUUUGUGUAUCUGAGGAUUCCAGUGGGAGCGCUGUCUCACUCACUUCACACACUUCUCCAUCAUCAGUUCUUGAAUUGGAUUCAUUGACCUCGGCUGUUAAUGUUAAAUGUGAGGAUGAGAAGCCUAUUGAUGCAUCCGCGGAGGCUAAUGUUGUCGAGCAGGAAGUAACAGUAGCUGAUACUGGACUAAUGGAUGAAGAACUGAUGGCACUGGCACAAAUUGGAGAAGAGUUAGAUUUGGAUAUGGAACUUCAUUCUCUUGUGGCAGGUGGUGAUUUUGCCCCUUCACUGGAUGAUUUUGUGGAUGGAUUCGAUGAUCUCCCAAUAUGUGGGUUCGAUGAUGGUGAUAAUCCUGGUGCAUUGCCCGAUUUUGACUUUGAUUUUGAUCUUGAUGCUUGCAACGAAGCGUUUGCCUGGAUGGAUGAUGCACCAACCCUGAUGAGUGGAGCAACCCUCAACAUAGCAUGCCCAUAAGUUUUGCAGCUAGUAGGUUUUUUAUGAGUCUUGGUAUUUAUUAAGUUGAGUGUUAUGAAGAACUGGACAAUUCAGUUCUGAGAUGUUCUUGUGAUUUGUUUGUUUGUUAAGAGGGAUUUUGUGGUGAGGGAUGUGAUGAUGAUGUUCAUCUUUCAUCUUUGUAUUGUUAGGAGUUUGGAGAGUCCUUUGGGUUUUCUUGUGCUAUUAGAGCCGUCCAAGGGGGCUUCAAGCCCAGUCAGUCAGUGGUUCAGCUGUUGCAGCAGAGUCUUUAUUACUAGUUAUUUCUUCAUCCCCGUCUUUCUGUUUUUGGUCUAAACAUGAGAUGAUGUUUAAGUUCAA